AUGGGCUUUGCUAUCCGUCUUGCGGUCUGGCUGCUGCCGCUGAGAGUUGCGCUGACCGAUACCGGUACGACGGAAUGCUCGUUCGCAGAGACGGCUGGAAAGGCAGUGCUCAUCCCGAGCGCGUAUGCCCUGAAGCACUGCAACCACAAAGUUUGGUCCACGGUCUUUGAGAGGACGCUGGAGGUCGCGAAGCAGCCUCUUGAAAAAACUUUGGAGUUUCGCAAGAUCCGCACAGGUCGAUUCAUGUUUCCGUCUAGCCCGAAGGGGCCCCACUUGCUGCUUUGGCACAUAAACUUGUACAGCAACGACACUGCCAGCAAGGAGUUGAAUGAGCACUUCUUCACGCCUUUCCCGGACAUGCUCGCGAGGUUCUCGAAGUGUGACUUGAAGAUCUUUGAGCCGGUGGUUCUGUUCAGAGCUUUUGCUCCACGUUAUUUUCAGUAUGGGCAUGUGAUGGCUGAUCUGCUUCCUCUUGUUGUCUGGAUCUAUAACCAUUUCGAGUCGAACGAUACGAAAAUCGUCGUGGAGCAGGAUACUGACGGGAGAAUCGAAAGCUUCAUGGAGUGGUUCGAUGCCAAAUUGCAUGAGAGGAUGAUAUAUGUGCCCACCGACACUGUCGUCUGCGCAGAGAGCGACCUCGUGGUGCUGGACCCAGCUCCUCGAAACCAUCGGCCCGAGAGCUUGAGGAUCGCAGAGGUUCAUAGAAACCUCCGGGCUCAGGUGGCGCUACGCGCGAAGUCCCGGUCGCUCGACAAGGUCAUUGCCUACCAGCGGCUUCCCGGAGACACAAGGACUGGAAGGCUUAUUGCAAAGGAUCAGUUCGGACGCUUACUAGACUUGACUGCCGAAGCCUUGCGCGCGCUGCAGCGACCUGCCGACGACAUCGUGGUCUUCAACGGAAGAGUGGCAGGAACUUCGCAGAGCUUGGGCUUCGAAGAGCAGUACCGACUUUUCAGUUCGGCUUUCUUGGCUUUCGGUCCUCACGGCUCUGGCAUGUCCAACAUCCUCUGGAUGCAGAACGCGGACUGUCAAGCCCGGCCUGCCGUGAUCGAGUUCAUGUGUUCAACGGAUGCACGCAGCGUGAGAGGAUGCUAUGUUAUGGAAGGGCUCAGGAAGCUGACCCGAAUCCAAUCCUGGUGGCGGCUCUUUGCUGGAGCGCCCUGGGUGCGAUAUUUCAUGGUGUGGAUGCUUCACCACGACGACCAUGUGAGUGAAGUGGCAUCGGUGGAUGAAGCAGGUUUUAACAUCAGCCUGCAUGCAGCGCUGAAGGGUGCAGGCCCGCAAAUGCGGCGCCUGCAGAAUUUUUUGGUGUGA
Symbiodinium sp. CCMP2592 is the source of this 1314-nucleotide messenger RNA. NCBI's taxonomy places the organism in Eukaryota, Dinophyceae, Suessiales, Symbiodiniaceae. The record is from the annotation of a GenBank genome assembly.